Molecule: messenger RNA, 3091 nt
Organism: Athene cunicularia (burrowing owl)
Lineage: Eukaryota; Metazoa; Chordata; Aves; Strigiformes; Strigidae
Gene: SLC16A14
Product: solute carrier family 16 member 14
Exons: 5
Coding region: 178-1725 (515 amino acids)
Biological process (GO): monocarboxylic acid transport; transmembrane transport
Molecular function (GO): monocarboxylic acid transmembrane transporter activity
Source: RefSeq, a predicted model, not a curated record
UUUCCUUUUUUUCUUCCAGGCUUUAUCAACUUGAACACAAAGGAACAUAAUCUUACUGGGAGAGCAGAAGGCAAUACAGAGAAGGAAUAUACAGAAAGAGAUCAGAUUUUUUUUGUGACUACAGUCAACCCAUGAAGAGUGAGCGCUCUCAGCUACUUACAUAAUACCGUGGAGAAGAUGUAUGCUAGUCGAGAGGAUAUUGGAUAUGAUUUCGGAGAUGACUCAAAAGUUGGAAGUAAGCCAAUUAAGCCUAAUCCAAACAUCGAUGGAGGAUGGGCUUGGAUGAUUGUACUCUCCUCUUUCCUCGUACACAUACUUAUCAUGGGGUCCCAGAUGGCACUUGGAAUCCUCAACGUGGAGUGGCUUGAAGAGUUUAAUCAAAGUCGUGGCUUAACAGCGUGGGUUAGCUCCCUCAGCAUGGGCAUUACACUUAUUGUAGGUCCUUUCAUUGGUUUAUUCAUCAGCAUGUGUGGGUGCCGCAAGACAGCUAUAAUUGGAGGGAUAUUGAAUGCUCUAGGUUGGAUACUGAGUGCCUAUGCCUCAAAUGUGCACUACCUCUUCCUUACGUUUGGAGUAACAGCUGGUGUUGGAAGUGGCAUGGUUUAUCUGCCUGCGGUGGUGAUGGUAGGGCAGUAUUUUCAGAAGAGAAGAGCGCUCGCACAAGGACUCAGUACCACUGGAACAGGGUUUGGAGCUUUCCUAAUGACUGCCUUACUGAAGUACCUCUGCAUCGAAUUUGGGUGGAGGAACGCCAUGUUCAUCCAGGGCGCCAUCUCCCUGAACCUUUGUGUCUGUGGAGCGCUCAUGAGACCACUCGCUCCCAAAGAUGUUGUUAGUGAAAAAUACAUUGUGAGAAGUAAUAGUGAAGAUAAUCAGGCAAAAGCUCUGUCCCAUUCUGCAGAGACUAUAAAAUCUAAUGGAGUCCUCAGUGAUGAACCAGAAAAAAAAGAAGAGACAAAUGAAGAAGUGCUUGACAGUGUUCAGCACAUAGAAAUUGGAGGUAAAUCUAGAAGCGGAAGGAAUAUGUAUGGACUGCGCAUUCUUAAGACAGUGAGCCAGCUGACGGUUACAGUCAGGAAGGGCUUUGCAAUGUGGUACUCCAGCUACUUUGGAGCUGCAUCACUGUUUACCAAUAGAGUAUUUGUGGCCUUUAUAAUUUGGGCUUUGUUUGCCUAUAGCAGCUUUGUCAUUCCCUUUAUUCAUCUUCCAGAAAUAGUCAAACAGUACAACUUAUCUAGUCAGAACAAUAUUUUUCCUUUGACAUCGAUUAUAGCCAUUGUUCAUAUUUUUGGUAAAGUGAUCCUUGGAAUCAUCUCUGAUCUCCCAUGCAUCAGCACGUGGAAUGUCUUCCUCAUGGCUAACUUUACCCUGGUCACCUGCAUUCUUACUUUGCCACUAAUGCAAACCUAUGUCAGCCUGGCUGUAGUUUGUGCUCUAAUAGGAUUUUCUAGUGGCUAUUUUUCUCUAAUGCCUGUUGUGACCGAAGAUUUAGUUGGAACUAAACACCUUGCAAAUGCCUAUGGCAUCAUCAUUUGUGCCAACGGAAUAUCUGCAUUGUUUGGACCACCCUUUGCAGGUUGGAUCUAUGACAUCACACAUAAAUAUGAUUUUUCAUUUUACAUAUCUGGCUUGCUAUACAUGGUGGGAAUAAUAUUUUUACUUAUACAACCUUGUAUUCAAAAGAAACAAUCAAGAGAAAAAUCUACAGAAGAAGCACAAGUAUAGAACAAAUUCCAGAAGUUUUUUUACAGAAUUCUUUUGUUUUCACGUUUCUGUAUGAAGCUUUUUUUGUUAUGGAUCCAACCACAUUGAGCUGUACUUAAGUGAAAUGCAAAUGUGCUCCAAAAUGCUAAUAAAUUAAUAUAAACAUGCUCUUAAAGUGAGUUAAGAUCUUUUACUUUAGAACUAACAAAUACAGUGAUUAAAAGCACCCUGCUAGUCUUAAAAUUGGGAUAAUGCUAAGAGCCUUUACCCUUGCUUCUCUUAGAACUUUUCACCACUAUCCAUUGGUGAAACUCCAUUGACUGCAGUGCAGUUACUCCUGAUUUACAGUAGUCCCACAAGAGAAUUUGACCAGGAUAUGAAUGAUUUAUAAAAGUCCUUCCUACUGUGUAUUCUGUCUGAUAAAAGAGUAGUUACUGGGUAUGAAAAAAUGAUUGUAUUUCUUACCUGGCUGGUUGAGUACUGUUGAAAUGCUAGUACAAUUCAAUUAAUCCAGUGUAUUAAAAUUACUAUUUCUGUGAUGCAAAACUGAAGAAGAGUUCUUAUAUUUUUCUGAAAUGACUCUCUACUUCAAGGAUUUUUUAUUUUAUUUUUUUAAAGUAUCAACUGCAUGGUAAAGUAGCCAUCCUUCAUACGUAGGCUGCAUUAUAAACGCUGUGAUGCUUAAUGCACCUGAAGUAAAACAAACAUAAAAGCAAAACCAGGCAACAUAUGGAAAACAUUAUUAUUAUUCACAAACUGGAAAAUGUUUCCAGGAACAGUUUGAAGUUUCUGGCUGCUUUACCUAAUUACAGGUAUUGUAGAACUUUCUAACAUUGCCAUUGACUUCUUCUGUGGGACUUGUUCAUCGAGUAAACAGUACUAAAGAAACAGAGUUGGGCAAAAUUGGCCAAAUACAGUUUUAGAAAAAACUGGACUACAGCACACUAAAUUCUGUUACAAUUAAUUAAAUAAUGAAAAGCGGCAUUAUGAGCAGCCUUGUGUAAGACUGGUUACAUUUGAGAUGUUUAUUCACUAGAAAAUUAAAUAAUGCAGAGCAUGGAAGAGCUGAAGACCAUUUAAGAUAUUCAAAUAAAUUUUCUUAAACAAUGUUAAGCACCUGUUAAUACAGCAUAUAUUGUAUGGUGCUACAAGACAUCCUUUUUUCAGCUUUGAGAGGUGAGUCUGAUGUUAAUUUUGCUAUCAAAUAAAAGUCACAUGAGGUUUUUUUCCUGCUAGUUUCAUGAAAGUUUUUUCAUGACAGAGCAGGUUCUUUGUUUAAUACUGAUACAUGCUGCUGUAAUUCUUUAAGAACUAUUUAUACUAUUCAAUUAUAUUGAACAAAUAUUGGGAAACAGUUCAGUAUGCAACAGUAUCUUUAUACAGAUCU